Nematolebias whitei (Rio pearlfish) is the source of this 5180-nucleotide messenger RNA. RefSeq names its product Rho related BTB domain containing 4 (gene rhobtb4). Bases 396 to 2600 code for a protein of 734 amino acids. The transcript has 11 exons. Gene Ontology annotation, biological process: small GTPase-mediated signal transduction. The record is from RefSeq and is a predicted model, not a curated record. Gene Ontology annotation, molecular function: protein binding; GTP binding; GTPase activity. Lineage: Eukaryota; Metazoa; Chordata; Actinopteri; Cyprinodontiformes; Rivulidae.
GUCUCUGAUGAAAUCAGCUGGGGCAACAACAACACAAAAGGGGGUGGCUCAGACUAGAACAAUCGCUCGGCUGGGAAUGUUCAUGUUUGACUUAGAAAACGAACGAAAAUAUAAAAUAAAAUAAACAAAGUGUCCGCCCGGAAAUCGAGCAGCACCGGAUCGAAAAUCUGCAGCAGCGAGUCCUAAAUAUACUUGUUGAUCUCUGGGUGACGCUGACUAGAGGAGGCAGCUUGGGGAAGAAACAAAGGGAAGGAAGAGGAGGAGGAUGUUUGGGGGCACAAGUCCUGUCUGCAGCUCGAUGUGCUCCGUGAAGAACCGGAUCGCCGCGGUCACCGCUUCCUUCUCCACGCGCCUCUGUCCGGUUGAGUGACCGGCCGAACCACCAGCAGUCUGGCAUGUGGGUCAAUUCCGGAACCGUCGGAAGGGCUCUCUCCAUGGAUAUAGACACAGACUAUGAGCGGCCCAAUGUGGAAACCAUUAAAUGUGUGGUGGUGGGGGAUAAUGCAGUAGGUAAGACCAGGCUAAUCUGUGCCCGGGCCUGCAAUGCCACACUCACUCAGUAUCAGCUGCUUGCCACCCACGUGCCAACCGUCUGGGCCAUCGACCAGUACCGUGUAUGCCAGGAGGUGUUGGAGAGAUCUCGUGAUGUGGUGGAUGAGGUCAGCGUGUCCCUGAGGCUAUGGGACACAUUCGGGGAUCAUCACAAAGACAGGCGGUUUGCCUAUGGCAGGUCUGACGUUGUGGUGCUUUGCUUCUCUCUGGCUAAUCCCAAUUCCCUGCGCCACGUUCGCACCAUGUGGUUUCCGGAGAUCAAGCACUUCUGUCCUCGAACACCCAUCAUCCUGGUUGGCUGCCAGCUGGAUCUGCGCUAUGCUGACCUGGAUGCGGUUAACCGUGCACGACGACCGUUAGCGAAACCCAUCAAACCGACAGAUAUUCUUCCCCCAGAGAGAGGCCAUGAGGUGGCAAAAGAACUUGGUAUUCCCUAUUAUGAGACCAGCAUAGUUGCUCAGUUUGGAGUCAAAGAUGUUUUUGACAAUGCAAUCCGUGCAGCCCUCAUCUCUCGCCGACAUCUGCAGUUCUGGAAGUCACACCUUAAAAAGGUCCAGAGGCCUCUUCUUCAGGCACCUUUCCUGCCUCCCCGCCCGCCGCGCCCCAUCGUGGGCAUCCCAGACCCACCUCUUACGGACGGUGAAGGUCCUGACUCCCUUUUCUGUCACCGUCUUUGUGCAGAUGUUCUUUUUCUUUUACAGGGUGGCGCCUCAAAAGUUUUUGCGCACAAGGUCUAUCUGGCUACAUCCUGCUCCAAGUUCUAUGACCUUUUUACACUUGAUCUUGAUGGGUUGAGUAAAGGGCAACGGGGAGAAGAACAGGAUAGAAAAGAAUAUGUAGAGAGUGGGGAAGAGGAUGAGCAAAGCAGGAGAGGAGCCAAAGAGCAAGCUGGGCGCACUAAAAGCUUGGAUAUUGAUAAGGACGGUGUAGAUGGAAGCAUAAGGGGCUUGAAUCGACCCCAGCUGCUCCAACAGGGAUCAUUGAGGACUUCCCGGAGUGACAAUGCACUCCCGUCUCGAGCCCAGUACUCCCUGGGAUCACUGGGGACGGGACGAGCACUUUCUGGAUGGGGAAGGGGGUUCCUGAGUGUGUGCCUGGAGCAUGUGGAUGAUCCCACAACUGGACGGCCUCGACUCAUGACAGUAGUAGCCAUGGAUGCACUUAUACAAGAAGAACCAUUUAAGGCCGUGCUUCAGUACUUGUACACAGGCAAUCUGGAUGAGAGCCGAAGUGAUCUGAUGCAGGUGGCCACCAUCGCAGAGCUUCUUGAGGUGUUUGACCUACGAAUGAUGGUGGCAAAUGUUCUGAACAGAGAGAGCUUCAUGAACCAAGAGAUCACCAAGGCCUUCCAUGUUCGCAGAGCCAACCGCAUCAAAGAGUGUCUCAAUAAAGGGACUUUUGCUGAUGUGGUGUUCCGUCUGGAUGACGGCUGCCUCCCGGCCCACAAGCCCCUGCUCAUUUCAAGCUGUGACUGGAUGGCCGCCAUGUUCCGUGGCUCUUUCAUGGAAAGUUACAUUGAGAAGGUACCUAUCCCCAGCACCAGCACAGCCUGUAUGCGCGGAGUGCUGGAGUUCUUGUACUGUGGUCUCCUAACGCCCAGUCCUGGUUUGGAGCCAAUGGAGUUAAUUAUCCUGGCCAAUCGACUCUGUUUGCCACGCCUUGUUGCCCUCACUGAGCAGCAUGCUGUGGAUGAGCUUCUUCAACAGGCGGUGAAAGGAGUUGAUAUUGAUGGACAGGUGUUGGCUUAUCUUGAGCUUACACAGUUUCACAAUGCCAAACAGCUGUCCGCUUGGUGUCUCCAUCACAUCUGCACUAAUUAUAACAGCAUCUGCCGCAAAUUUCCCAAAGAUAUGAAGUCCAUGUCUCCAGAAAACCAGAGGCACUUUGAGAAGCAUCGCUGGCCUCCUGUGUGGUUCUUGAAGGAAGAAGACCGCUACCUGCGCUCGCAAAAGGAGCGUGAGCGUGAAGAAGAGAUCCUGCGUAAACAGCACACUAAAAGGGGCUGGUGUUUCUGGAGGCACUCGUCCUCCUCGCCACAUGUUUCUUAAAGAGGCUCCACUACUGACUCUUCAUCCUGACAUAGAUGAUCCCUUCAAGGAGCAUAACCCCACACCACUUCAUCAAAGUGUACGGAGGAAGAUGUCUAUGUGGAUAAAAAAAAAACAACAACAACAAAAAAACUUGUUGUGCUAAUAAUUCUGAAUGUCUGCAUGUUUUGGGAAGUGUAUGCGCCUCCUUAUAAGUGUGGGUGACCACAUGAAUCUAUUUUGGUAUGUUGCGAAAGGGGGCAUGUGCAUGAGUGUGUGAGUAUGUGUGUGGAAUAUUGUUACUUAGUGAUGCUUCCAGGUUGAGUGCUUCACAGACGCCCUGAUCUAUAAAGGCCUGCAGCCGUGCAUUGCAACACCCCCACCCACUCCCGUCCCUCCAAUGCUUUGUCCUACCACCAGCACUCAUAAUGUUUUACCCUUUGAGUGAUUGGACUGGAUGCAAGGGCUCUCUUUCUCUCUCAGUCUUCAACCUUCACAUUGCCCUUAAUGACUAUUACACUAACCACUGCAGCUCCCUUUGGGGGAGUUUACCUCUGCCUUUACUUUUUACGGACUGUUAGCUUACUCUCACAAAGUUGUGUCCAUUUUCCACCCUUGUGAAACCAGCGUUGGAUUUUCAGGAACUAACACUGACAAUGGAGUUUUCUCUUCAUUUUUUUCUGUAUUCGGUUUAAUUUCCUUUUGCUCCUUUUGAGAUACUUUUAUCACGAGAAACAGCACACCCUUCUUCUAGGAGGUGAACAGUUGCUUUUACCACCAAUCUUAUAUACUUAGGACGGUACUAUGCUCUUAUCAGGAGGUUUGAUCGCAGAAAUUAGCUCAAGUGUAGUGCUGCUCUUGCUUUUUGUGUCCAUCAUCUAGCAAUGCAUUUCCUAACGCCUCUUUCUGCAAAAGCAGAAUGCAGGCUCUGUUUUGUAAUGCUUUUAGAGACCAUCGCGUAACCAUUUUAUAGCACUGAUGGCCGUUAAAAGGGCUAGCCUUACUUUAUCCCUCUGACACGGAGGAGAAAUGGAUACAGUAUUAAAUGUUCUCAGCCACUACGAUGCAUUAAAGCAGCGAAGCAACAUCACCAGGGGCCACACUGCUCAGGACCCAGCCACUAACCUAACAGGGGAUUUCAUUCUUGUCUUCAUUUCCCUUGUUUCAGUGAUGGAGGUCAUCAUAAAAAACUCAAUCAUGCAAAGUGUUAAAAACUAGUGGGAGCACAUGCAACAUGUAUAGCAAAGCUCUAGUUCUUCCUGUCUUUCUUUAUUCUGUCAGUGUUUUUACUGGAUGUCUGAAUGCAGGAGAAACAACAGUGACAAUUAGAAGAAAAAGGCUAUAUACGAUAUUUGGACAUCUCUUAUUUUGGGGGUUGAUAUUUUAGGUCUUAUUGUAUGGAGAUUUCAAGACGUUGCCUUCUGUUCCUGUUGUUGGAAUUGAGAAAGGUGCUUAAACACUAACACAGAGUCCGCAUGAACACAGACUUGUAUUAUCCAUCUCAUUCUUUAGUAUUUGAGUGAACAGCGUGUAGAAAUGUCACUAUAGUAUUCAGAUAUGACACUUGAGCAAUUUUUUCAACUUCAGUUCCUCCUUUUCUAUAUACUGUCUAUACAACUCAUUUUAAAUGGUAGACACUUUCUGGUUUUUCUAACAGUCUUUAAAAUCUUGCAAUUUUUUUUUUUUUGUCUCUUAUACUCAAAACAAAUAUCAGCUUGUUUGGCUUUCUUGUUACCCAGGAUUUUCCUUUAGCGUGUGAUUGACUUUCAAGCUAUAAUGGUUGUUUCAAGCAGUUUGAGCAAUUUGGGGUUUUCUUGUUAUGGGUGCUAAUUUCCUUGGACUUUUUAUACUGAAUGUUGAAACAGAAGAUGUGAUUGUGAGUUUCCAUUAGCACGUUUUCUAUUUGUGGGUUUGUACCCCUCAGCUUUACCCAGGCAACUGUAGGACGUAGACAGAUAGUGUGAGACACGUGGUGCAUUCUAGUGUUUUUCACAGGAGGUGUGUAAAGUAAUUUUCAGCUACCAAAAUAGAAAUCGUACAGGAUCUCACUUGGCCCAAGUGAGAAUAGAGCUGACUUAUGUCUAGAAAGAGUAAAUGUGGCGUUAAAAUUGAGAAAAACUUAGUUGACAUUCAUUGUAUCUAUAGAGUAGAAUAAUUUCAUAGGUAAUUAAAGUCAUCCCAAUGCAGAGCUUUGGGAAAUUAAAAACAAAACCUGAAAAAUAUGUAUAAAACAUAUUUCAAUUUAUCAAUAGCGUUAUAGGUUACCUUGAUCCAUUAGGUCUCAUUUCUUAGUAAUGUGCCUUACAGUUGGACACAAUUAAAUUGGAAAGUUAGCAACACCUCAGCUGAACCCUGCAGACAGCUGCUGCAGCCAAGGACACAAUGAAGCAGUCCAUAUGAGAUCAAUUUAUAAAAGUGUCACUAUAUGCACUCAGUAAUUAUCUUUCUUAAUUUAAGGAAGGGAGCUUUCAAGCCAACUUGCCAUGCCUUCACAUAUUUUUGGGCCUACUGUUUUAUGCAGACAGUUGACUUUUUAAAUACUUUAAACUGUGCAGUAGAUUAGGUUGGUUAAUCGUAUGGCCUUAGAUUAGGAUGAUCUUU